AUGCUUAGUUAUCGUUGGGCAGAAAAGACCAUUUGUAAAAAGAUUUUUCAACAACUGAUCAGUAAAGGUUUUCGUGUAUGGUUUGAUGAGAAAGACAUGCAUGGCCGUUCUUGUUCAGCGAUGGCGCAUGCGAUUGAAAACUCUCAAUGUAUAGUCAUAUGUAUGAGUGAAAAUUACGAGAAUAGUAAUGCCUGCCAUCACGAAGCAGAAUAUGCCUAUGUUCGCCAAUGUCGUAUGGUUCCAUUAGUUGUUCAAUCAAAAUAUAAAGCGAGAAAAUGGUUGGGUUUCAUCAUUGGAUCUCUCAUUUAUAUUGAUUUUACAAAACAUGUGUUCGACAAAGCAUUCAAUAUGUUAGAAGACGAAUUGAAGCCUGCUUGUCAAACUACGGAGUCAGCAACACCUGUACUUUCAAUAGAAAAAGUUGAAACUAAACAAGUGGUGACCACUGAAUACGCAAAUAAACAGAUCAAUCAAUGGACGUCGGAAGAUGUGGUCAGUUGGUGUCAUACACACCAUCUUUCAGCAUUCAGACAACUACUUGAACAUUAUGAUGGUGCAAGCCUAUUGCGAUUGUAUCAUAUAUCAAAAACAAAUGAUGAGAAGGAUACAUUUCGUCUAUUACAGGAUGAUUCUCAACGACUUGCUGGCAAUGGACAGUCGAAUUUGACUUUUACAGAAUUCAUUCGCUUUCAAACGGAAUUAGAGAGAAGAAUAAACAAUGAGCAAAGUCAUUUGGGAAAAAACAAUUCUACAAAAACGUGCGCGUUGCUCUAA
This is a messenger RNA of Adineta ricciae, 774 nucleotides long. The record is from the annotation of a GenBank genome assembly. NCBI's taxonomy places the organism in Eukaryota, Metazoa, Rotifera, Eurotatoria, Adinetida, Adinetidae.